GCUGCGCACAGAACACGAUUCACGGCACAAAGACGCAGCAGUGACCCGCAGGGUUGUUCGUUCAGAGACCUGUGUUUGACACCACUCUCUAAAUUAACGUAGCUCGUGAAUAUUCCAAGCAUUCGCAUUUAACAACUUUCAAGGUUAUCGACGAACUGAAAUCAAUCCAGACGUCGUAGCGUCACGUCGCGGUCCACGGUGGCUGAAUACUCGCCGGCGGCUCUUAAUGUUGGGGGAAUAAUGCGACGCUCUUGAGCUCACUGAGGUCAUAUGAAAUUAUAUCAUCACAUCAGUGGCCUGGCUGUUCUCAAACUGUGUGCACCACGUCCCCUUGAAAGUUCAACAUGGCCUCCUCUGAUCCCCUCGGUCCCUAAUCCGCACUGUGACGCUGACGCCACCACGCGGCCAGAUGCCGUAAAGUGGCGAGAGUCGGCGUGCAUCUUAUUUUUAACUGAAAUUAUUAACCGAAUAUUUCUAAAUUAAUGCAUUUAACGCAUACAAUCAUAAUACAUUUAUAAAGGUAAUAUGACAAGUAUGUCACAUGUUGCUUGUUAUUUUUUCUGAUUUUCUUUACCCAUAUUGAACAUUUGCAUGGAUCAGGACCCCGCAACAUAAACUCUAACCCUGUCAUAGAUGCCUGUGCGUCCAUGCUUGUGUUUUUAUUUGAAUGCUGAGCCAGUCUGCGCUCAACAGCAGAGCAAACUUCCCUCCACUUUACAGCCCUCCCUCCUCUUUGUCCAUGGGAGAGCACAUUUAAAAUGUAACCCCACCUGAAACCCGGCCGGGGCCAAUCCGCUGGGGAGGUGUCAGCGCACACGGCACACCCUCCUUUGUUCGAAACCAAUCAGAGUGGACGUGUGGCAUUUUGCCUGAGGGGAAAACUUACCCCUGGAUGCGUUAAUUACGCAUCACUUAGCUGUUGCCAAUGUGUUCACAACGGUGGACCCUCUUUUGGGCUUUUUGCAACGGGUGUCUUCAUUUCUCGGUCAAUCUAGUAUGGAAAGUAGACAACAAUGGCUUACCAGGCUGAAAAAUGAACUUAGCAACAGUCCUCUGGUGUCAAACGUGGCAUUUGGCUUCAUCCUCAUGGGACUAGAGAAGCUGGUGGAGCUGGAGUUUGAGUGUCCUUGCAGCCCUACGUGGAAUGGAGUGUUUUCAUCAGCGUUCUUCAUCAUCCCCGCCGUGAUGGCCUUCACCUUGAUGCUGAUCAUUCAAGGAUGCAGGUGUGACAUGUGGUGCAGGAAAACGGUCUCCCUCUCCAGCUUCGUUCCCGCGAUCGUCUGGCUGAUUUUGCUGUUUCUCGACGGCCAGUACUUCGCUUGCGCUAUGACAGACUGGGAGGGUAGAUUUGUCCUAGUGGACAAGGCUGCGCCGCAGAAGUGGUGUGAGCCAAUUAGUGAGGGCGCUGUCACGCCACAAGAACUGAUGCUCCGCUCCCAGCAGCUGUUCGUCUUCUCUCAGGUUAUAGGCAUAAUCCUCCUCAUUUUCAUCUGUGUGGGUCUCGUAGUGUAUGUAAUCAGAGAAAGCUGCCAACGGGAGGUGGAGAUGCAGGAUGCAGACGUAGCAGAGCUCACCGUGCUCAGGAUGAGCUCUCUGCGGACCAGGACGUCGUGAGAGGACCUGACCGCCCACCUCAGCCGCCUGCUGCCGCCACGGACGCUUUGUAAAUACCCCGAGCAGACAGAGGAGUUGUUACGCUCCCUGUGGACAAUUGUGAAAAAUGAUGCUGAAAUGGUUGCCGUGAAUAUGGAAAUGAGCAAAGCUGGAGUUUGUGUUUUUUUUCUGCCCACUGGUCCAAAUGUGAAGCUACAGCCUGUUAGCUUAGCUUACCACGAAGACUUGAAACAGGGAAUAACAGCUAGACCGAGUUCGUCAGGAGGCCACAAAACGUACCAGCCAGCAACUGUAAAUAAUUCACGCGUCUUUAUCAAAUUUAUGCAGACAUUUUCUCAGCAGGCAGCAGUUGCAAGGCAACCCCCAAAGACUGUGGGAAGCACUGCUUCCACCCAAGAACUAGUCAACAAUGUUUGGAAACUUUUUUUAUAUAUUUUAUAUCAGCUUGUGAAAACUACCAGGCAGCUAAUAUUGAUCUGAGAAGUUUUAGUUGAAUAGAACAAUGGUUUGUGUUGUGUGUGCCAAACUGAAAAUGUGUCAAAUUACUUGUUUUUGUUUUCCUUCAUGAAAACCAAAGAGUUGGAUCCUCAUCUAAGGAUUCUGAACCAAUUAUCCAAAGGUUGCUCCUGUGUGACAACUCUAGAUGUCAUAGGACUUUUUUUUAUCAUGGCUGCAAUCAGCCAAAAAUCGAAUUCACAAACAAAGUCUAUUGCUGUAUGUUUGUUUCAUAAAUAUUUUGUAAUAAAUGAAUUUAUUUAUUUAAGUAAAAGUGUUCAGGGAUUUCUUACAUUCAUGUAACUUAGCUGCUAGAAUCGAAUUUGUAAUAUUUCUCUAGUAAGUAAAUUCUACAAAUGCAAGACAAAGUGUGCGGUUUUGAAAUUUAAAGCAAUGUUUCCUUACACUGCUCCUGCUUCUGUUGCUAAGGAACCUAUGGUAAACUUAAAUAUGGGGAAUUACACAAAUUCUGUCUGUAAAAAUCUGUCUGUAGCGUCUCGUCACAGCACCUGUGGGCUCCGUCCACAGUCUGUGCUUUUACCAGCUCAUCUAUACAACGUGGAGGUUCAACGCAGAUCUGACAACACAGAGAAAGUAAUCUGGUUCUGACUUGUAUUUCUUGCUAUUUACGACAUUGCAAAAGUACCAGUUAAGCCCAUUAAGGGUAAAAAUUGGGGCAGAGCGUGAAAGUUUAUCCUGUGGGAGGACUUAGUCGAGACAUGCUGUGAAACCCUGAGAAGGUUGCCUUUGUUCAGGCCGCUCGGCUCACGGUUUGACACAACAGGAUGUCAUGUUCAUCAGCAAACAAGCAAACCCACUAAUGUGGCUUCUUGAAUACUACACACUUCAUGGUUUUACACACACAGGUAAAUUGUACCUUCAGGACUCCAGAAACAUCCAUGUGAAACAUUCAGCAACAGCUCUGGAGACAAUAAUACCGGGAUAUUAAAACACAGCAUCAGCUCUCAGACGCUCACAGUUUAAAGAAUUAGUUUAGUCAGGCUGCCAUGAAUCGGUUCUCUUGUUACUGUACAUAGAGUUACACAUGGUUGCAUUUUACCAGACUUCAUAUAUCAUUUAUAUUAUAAUAGACGGCGGGAUGGUACGUCAUGGCAAUCUUUGUGUGGGAAGCUGGAUAUGCGAUAUAAAACUCCUUAAACCUACGCUUUGCUUUGGGCUGACACAUAUUAAGACUGUAUUGAAUGUGGAUGUGUAUGAAUUGAACAUUUUAAAUAUAUUAUUCUUGGUAACAUUAAGAGUAGAGGUAUGGGUUUGUAAACUACUAGCUAAAAAUGUAAUGGAUCAUAGUGAAUUGUAUUAAACAUAGGCUGAAUACCUUAUUUAGUACAUAUAAGGACCAAAAGCAAAAAUGUUUAAAUAUUUGGUUUUGUAAUAGAAUCAUGAACUGGACUUCUAUUAAACCUUCACAUUCCA
Messenger RNA from Betta splendens (Siamese fighting fish), 3543 nucleotides. Its product is annotated as calcium homeostasis modulator protein 6. Gene Ontology annotation, molecular function: monoatomic cation channel activity. The transcript has 2 exons. Bases 997 to 1614 code for a protein of 205 amino acids. Lineage: Eukaryota; Metazoa; Chordata; Actinopteri; Anabantiformes; Osphronemidae. The record is from RefSeq and is a predicted model, not a curated record.